AUGGACGAUAAUCCGCCUCGUGAGGAAGAGCGUCUUCCAAGGCCUCAGGGUGUGAGGGGUACUCGGGCAGGUGCAGCAGCCCAGAGGAAGCGGAAAGCAUAUCAGCAAUAUAUCUUUCUGCGCGAUCAGGAUCUGGGCAUUUAUACUGAUCCGUCCGAGAUUCCCUUCCGUCGCCCUGACGGCUCUACUCGAGCUGUGGUGCGACGUCCGGAGACGGCUCCAUUUCAGGCUGUGGAAGAGCAAUCAGAAGUGAUCGUGAUUGACGAGCAGGAAUCGGAGGAAGGUCUUGAGCUGGUCCCGGAAACUCCGCCUCCUUCUACGUCUUCGGGCGAAGACAGCUGCUCCAUCACUUCCACCCGCUCCUUCGUCAUCGAGCUCUUCAAUUCCGAAGCUUUCACCGACUCCAAAACCUUCGUUGACUCCUUCAGCUUCACUACCAUCAGGCAUUCCGGCUCCAAAGACUCCGCCGAAGGCUCCGCCUCGUGGAGCUACAGAGCCUGUGCGAGCUCCGCCAUCGUCUACUCCAUCUUCGUCAAGUGUGCCAAGGUGACAGAAGCUCCUCGUGUUAUCGACUUCCGUUCCCUUCAGACAGAGGUGCUGGACUUUGAGGGCGUUAAGGUGAAGCUUACUGAGCCGGCAUUUGAGAAAUUCUCUUUCGCCUUGAGCUUGGAUUUUCACGGAGUGUUGGAUCGCUAUCACAACAAGUCGACGAGCUGGACGGAUCCAAGGCCUGAGUUUCCUUCGGAGUGUUUGACCGCCUUGCGCGAUCUUCAUUCGUUGGUUCCGCGCUACGGGGGUUUAUUCUUCGUUUGCAGUUAUUGUCACCACGAGGAUACCAAGAAGCACGUGGUUGAGACAACAGUGAACUCGUGUGAUACAUUGUUCACUCAGAUCGGGGAAACGCCUCUUUGCCUUAUCUUCAUUACGAGGAAGGCCACGGGCCCGUUGGGGAAACGAUCAGUGCUAGAGAAACUCUCAAAGGAGAUUGGUUUUCCCAUUAUUCACGUCGACGACUCCGCAGACGUCUGCGACGAACUGGCGGGUUCCCAGCACGUGGUUCCUCUGCAUAUUGCUAUUAGGAAGAGAUCCAGAGGAGGUCGUGGGCAGCGCACUAUUUUCCCGAGUGCUCCCGUGCCUUCCUUUGACAGCUUUCCGGAGUGUGCUGGGGCUAUCAGGGGCCAAGUGCAGAAGUGGUUCCCAGACGCCUAA
Molecule: messenger RNA, 1209 nt
Organism: Symbiodinium sp. CCMP2592
Lineage: Eukaryota; Dinophyceae; Suessiales; Symbiodiniaceae
Source: the annotation of a GenBank genome assembly